AGCACCGGGAUCAACCUGAAACUCGCUGCAACUGAACGGAAACACCGAACAAACAAGUUUACACAACACGCGCACCUUUCCGUCCCCCCCCCGGAGCCCGGGGGCGUGCUGGUGGGUCGUGUGGGUGUCGGUUAACAACUUUUAUUCGGGGAAACUGUCGACGUGUUUGUUGCGAACAGAGUUCUGCGUUCAGUCGGAUGGAAGUGAGUGAGACAGGUCAGUUUUAAAAGACAGACAGUUUUUAACCGUCUAACGGUUCUCCCUGAGGACCCUCGCGUGUCUCCGGUUCAAUGUCCACAGUGAACUGCGCGGAGGAGCUGGACUUCACACUUAUAUUCGAGGAGGACGGCAGACAGACAGCAGGUCCAGAGCUCAAUGUGAGGACAACUCCCUCCUCCGCUCAGGCUCUGGCCGAGCAGCUCGUCAGCCAGGAGCUGCAAAGUCACCCUCCAUGUUUCCCCACCGCAGGCUACCAACAUGUCGGCUACCAGUUGCAGGGGCCCCAAUACGGGGCCCAGGGGAACCCCAGAACCUUUGAUUGCCCGAGUAUCCAGAUCACCUCCAUCGCUCCUAACAAUCAUGUGGAGCCGGGCAGUAGCCAGGAAGUUUUGGCGGUGGGCAGGGCGGAGGGGGGGGGGUACCCCGAGGCAUCCUGGUCCAGAGGCCAGCUCUACUUGCCCCUCGACCCGUGCUACCGGGACCCGACGCUCUGCCCGAGCCCCUGCAGCAGCCUGUCCUCCAGGAGCUGGAUGUCCGACCUCUCCUCCUGCGAGUCGUUUUCUCACGUCUACGAUGACGUGGAGGGGGAGCUGCGCGAUGCUGCACGUCUCGCCCUGGGCUCCCCCCUUGGGUCGCCUCUGGGAUCACCUGGCUGCGGGGGCGGAGCCUUCGGGGUGGAGCUGUGGCAACAAAUGUACCAACAUCCUUUAGCCUUCAGUCCAGCGCUGUCGCCCCAUCAGUCGCCCCGCCAGUCACCCUGCCACUCCCCUCGCACCAGUAUCACAGAGGAGAGCUGGUUGAACCGCCGGCCCACCUCCAGGCCGUCAUCCAGACCGACGUCCCCGUGCGGGAAGAGACGCCACUCCAGUGCCGACCCCCACGCCCGCUCACCCUCCCCUCACCACUCCCCAAGCCCCACGCCGGGCGCCUCCCCGCGGGGCAGCGUGACAGACGACUCCUGGGUGGGAAGCCCCGCCACCGCCCUGGGGCCACUGUUGAUGUCCGGCUACCAGGAGCUGGACGUCCCCUCUAAGACCAGGAGAACAUCGGGGAGCCAGCUGGGCCUCCUGGCCGGUAAAGGAGACCCGGGGCUGGAGCCCUUCCUGGACUCCCCCGUGGAGGAGGGACGUGAAGAGGACGGCCUGGCUGAUCUCUUCCUUCAGGUGCCGUCCCACUUCAGCUGGAACAAACCCAAACCUGGGAACCCGCCUCUGUUCAGAACCUCGUCGCCCCCCCCUCUGGACUGGCCUCUGCCCAACCAGUUCGACCAGUGUGAGCUGAAGGUGGAGGUCCAGCCCAAAUCCUACCACAGGGCCCACUAUGAGACGGAGGGCAGCAGAGGGUCCAUUAAAGCAGCUACUGAAGGACAUCCUGUCGUCAAAUUGACCGGUUACAGCGAGCAGCCGCUCAGCCUGCUGUUGUUCAUCGGCACUGCGGACGACCGCUACCUCCGCCCUCAUUCCUUCUACCAGGUCCACCGUGUGACGGGGAAGACGGUCACCACCACCUGCCACGAGAAAAUUAUGGGCGGCACGAAAAUCCUGGAGAUCCCUCUUCUCCCAGAAAACAACAUGUCCGCCAGCAUCGACUGUGCCGGCAUCUUGAAGCUGCGUAACGCCGACAUCGAGCUGAAGAAGGGAGAGAUGGACAUCGGGAGGAAGAACACGAGGGUGCGCGUUGUGUUCAGGGUCGCCGUCCCUCAGCCGGACGGCCGGAUGCUGUGGCUGCAGACGACGUCUAAUUCUGUGGAGUGCUCCCAGCGCUCGGGCCAGGAGGUUCCUCAGGUGGAGAGCUUCAGUCCGGCCAGCUGCUCGGUGGACGGAGGAGAAGAGCUGCUUGUCACCGGAGCCAACGUCUCCGCACAGUCCAGGGUGGUGUUCAUGGAGAGAGGGCCCGAUGGAAGAUCGUUGUGGGAAACAGACGCCAGAGUUGUGCCAGACAGAAGCAGCGGACGCAGCAUCGUGGUGGAGGUUCCGCCUUACAACAAAAAGACUACGGAUCCGGUCCAAGUCCAGUUCUGCGUCUCAAACGGGAAGAGAAGAAGAAGUCUGACGCAGAGCUUCACCUUCCUGCCUGGGGUCAGACGUCAGCCCCCCCAUGCUGCUGCUGCUGAAGUCAAACAGGAGCGCUGGGAGACGGACCACAUCUCCCACAAUCCACCUGGCUUCUGCCAGCCGCCCUCCCACGGCCGAGUGCUCGGCCCAGACAUGGUUUAUUAUGAGUCCUGUGACAUCCCAGUGCAUUGUGGUCCUCCUUCCCAGAGCGUGCCUCGUCUUCAUCACCCCCUUCCCUCCUCCUUAAUGUUUCCUCACACCUCCUCCCUCCCUCUUCACAUCUCCUCGGCCUCGUGUCAGACCUCCUCCGCCCCCCUGAUCCCUCUUCAGACCUGCAUCAUGCCUCUCCAGACCUUCCCCGCCCCCCCGCAGACCUCCUCCCUCCCUCCUCAAAUAUCCACGCUGCCUCCCCAGGCCUCUCCGGUGCCUCUUCAGACCUUCACCAUGCCUCCUCCCGCCUCCCCCGGUGGACCUCAGAGGAGACACUCUCCGUCUCUAAGCUCCAGCAGAGCCUUCGUGACCCCCGCUGACCCCCAGAAGAGCCCGGGAGAGGCGGCCAGCAUCAAGCAGGAGCCGGACGACCGGCCCCAUCUGGGAUCUUUGGGCCUCCAGGAGAUCACACUGGAUGACGUGAACGAGAUCAUCGACAGAGACAUCGGCAGUCUGAGCGGCGGCGUCCGGCCCGACCACUUUGAGCAGUACGACUGGGAGCACAAGCCGAGCGACGCUGCCUCGCCGUUCUGCGGAGGCCCUCCGUAGAACGCGGCGCCGCUUGUCGGACGGUCACGUUUGCACAAAGUGCACCGAACUCAUCUUCAAGUGCCUGGAAACCUCCGGCGAGCCCGCGGCUCGUCUCCUCGUCGGGGCGUCGCAUCAGAUCGGGAACCUCGCUGACCAACCAGAGAUGUUCCCGCUCUUCAUGACUGAACUGUAGACUAAAGGGCUGUGAGUCACAACAGGCUGAUCUUUAUUUAUUGGCCAGUUAAUUAUUAAAAAUCUAUUUUUGAUACUCUGGAUUUGAUCCGGUUAAAACAAACUUCAGUCCUUCAGCGGAUCGUUGACUUCCCAUCGCUCGGUUCUCACUGGGUGUACAUGAAUGCUGCUCAACAUGAACGCUGCUCAACAUGAACGCUGCUCAACAUGAACGCUGUGAAGCUCCAGACACUGAAUUACACAAAUGUAUCAAGUAAAGAAGUAAAAGAUGAAAGUAUUG
Messenger RNA from Cottoperca gobio, 3486 nucleotides. RefSeq names its product nuclear factor of activated T-cells, cytoplasmic 3-like. Gene Ontology annotation, biological process: regulation of transcription by RNA polymerase II; cytokine production; calcineurin-NFAT signaling cascade. The record is from RefSeq and is a predicted model, not a curated record. Gene Ontology annotation, molecular function: RNA polymerase II cis-regulatory region sequence-specific DNA binding; DNA-binding transcription factor activity, RNA polymerase II-specific; transcription factor binding. Gene Ontology annotation, cellular component: transcription regulator complex. NCBI's taxonomy places the organism in Eukaryota, Metazoa, Chordata, Actinopteri, Perciformes, Bovichtidae.